AUGGGUAACGUGAUGGACUCGUUCUUCACCGGUUUCUUUCAUUCUAUGGGAAACUUCUUUGGUUCUCCACUUGACUUUCUAUCUGGAAAAUCAUGCAGAGUCGGUGUGAGGAAAGACCAUCGUACUUCUGACUCGGGUUUGAGCCAACAUGCUGUUGGUGUUGGUCCGGGUCAUGGUAUUAAAGUGAGCAGAGAGUCUAAAUUUGCCCGGAAAGGUUCAAAACGAAGAACUCGAGUUCAUCGCAAAGCCUGA
This is a messenger RNA of Thlaspi arvense, 252 nucleotides long. Lineage: Eukaryota; Viridiplantae; Streptophyta; Magnoliopsida; Brassicales; Brassicaceae. The record is from the annotation of a GenBank genome assembly.